AUGAGGGCACUUACAGACGUCGAGACGCAGACGCUGUUCACAAAACUCGCCAACUACACCGGAAGAUCCCUCACACAACUCAUCGCAUCUGCGGAAACGGGCAACGAAGACGACCGCUAUGUCUUCAGACUACAUGAAUCACGAGUCUACUACGUCCGCCUAGGAUUGGCGAACCUGGCUACAUCAGUCGCAAGAGAAAAUCUGCUGUGUCUGGGAACAUGUAUCGGCAAGUUCACAAAGACUGGCAAGUUCCGAAUGCACAUCACCGCACUUGAUAUCAUCGCACCGCACGCACGGUACAAGUUGUGGGUCAAGGCCAAUGGAGAGAUGCCGUUCUUGUAUGGUGGGAAUGUCGUCAAGGCACAUGUGGGGAGAUGGAGUGAAGACUGUCCGGAGCACUCGGGCGUGGUGGUACUGUCGAUGGACGACACGCCGUUGGGAUUCGGCGUCACGGCACGCUCUACGGCGGAGGCCAGAAAGCUUGACCCGACUGCUGUGGUGGCAUUCAGGCAAGGUGAUGUGGGCGAGUAUCUGAGGGAGGAAGAUACGCUGUUUACGACCUGA
This is a messenger RNA of Cyphellophora attinorum, 564 nucleotides long. Its product is annotated as 60S ribosome subunit biogenesis protein nip7. Bases 1 to 564 code for a protein of 187 amino acids. The transcript has a single exon. Gene Ontology annotation, biological process: ribosomal large subunit biogenesis; ribosome assembly. The record is from RefSeq and is a predicted model, not a curated record. Gene Ontology annotation, cellular component: nucleolus; preribosome, large subunit precursor; nucleus. Gene Ontology annotation, molecular function: RNA binding. Lineage: Eukaryota; Fungi; Ascomycota; Eurotiomycetes; Chaetothyriales; Cyphellophoraceae.